Molecule: messenger RNA, 2158 nt
Organism: Nasonia vitripennis (jewel wasp)
Lineage: Eukaryota; Metazoa; Arthropoda; Insecta; Hymenoptera; Pteromalidae
Gene: Yod1
Product: ubiquitin thioesterase OTU1
Exons: 4
Coding region: 571-1503 (310 amino acids)
Biological process (GO): protein deubiquitination; endoplasmic reticulum unfolded protein response
Cellular component (GO): nucleus; cytosol
Molecular function (GO): protein binding; cysteine-type deubiquitinase activity
Source: RefSeq, a predicted model, not a curated record
UUUUCAGCUUAUCACACAGCGGACAGACACGUAGUGUAUACAUAAACAAUCGUUAUAGCAACGCGCGCGUAUUCAAUUUUGGCGCGCUUACGUCACGUGAUCUUCGAAGAUCCCUUACCUAUACAUAUAUAGGCCGUAUAUAUAUAUAUAUAUACACCCCACUAUUUAUCGCACAAAAAAGAAGACCGUAAUCGGACACUUUCUUGGCGUAGAUUGAGGUUACGUCGCCAUUUCUUCGCGGAGCGUUCGUUUGCUCCGCAUUAUCUUUUCUCCUUUCAAGCAUCUUAUGACUCAUUGUUGUUCUUGAAAAUUUUUCUCUUACCGACUUUUGAUGUAGCUGUAUUUUUAGGAUACUUUCUCGAUUGAUUUUCGAUUUUUUCUCGAAUUCGACGAGGCCAAGACGCAGUUGAUUCUCUGGAUACGCUCCGAGAGAAGAAAAUAUCGCUGUGACAUGUUUAAAGUUUUAGCAGUGACCUCAGGAAAUUAUCUAAUCAGCUGAUUACUUGCACACACGAUAUUAUCGACAACGUGAAAUUCUAGUUUCAAAAGAAAACAAAACGAUAUUACGCAAUGGGAGGUUUUGUCUUAAGAGUGAAAUCAAAAACAGGGCACAAGAUUGUGGAUAGCUUGAUGCCGCAGGACACUGUAACCAAGUUGAAGAAUAAAUUAUCCGAAGUAACUGGAGUGAAAAUUGAUGCUUUGCAUGUGCUCAGAGGUUUUCCACCGAAACCACUUGAUCUCAGUAAUGGUAACACUACGCUGCAAGAAAGUGACAUUACAUCUGGAGAAACUCUGAUUGUAGAAGAGAAACAGGUUGUGUGUAAUGGUGAGCAAAGGGUUAAAGAAACUCCUAGAACUCACAUCGCGGAUCAAGAUGAUUUUGCCAACUGUCCUGGUGUUCUUAUGAAGAUGGUUGUUCCUGCAGAUGAUUCAUGUCUUUUUACUAGUGUUGGAUUUGUUCUCAAUGGAAAAGUCGAUCCAAGCUGUGCACAUAUGAUGAGAGAAAUCAUAGCUAAUGCAGUGUCUCGUAAUCCAGAUGAUUAUUGUGAAGCAAUGCUGGGUAAACCAAAUCGCGAGUACUGUGAGUGGAUAUUGAAACCUAAUUCUUGGGGUGGAGCAAUUGAACUAUCAAUUCUUUCGAAAUAUUACGGUCUGGAAAUUGCUGUCGUGGAUAGUAGUAAUGGUAUCAUCAAUAGAUUUGGUGAAGACCAACAGUAUGCUACCAGAGUAUUUCUCAUGUUUGAUGGCAUUCACUACGAUCCUCUGUACUUGGAACCUCUUGAUGGUGGCAGCAUACAAUCCAUGUUUCCAACUAAAGAUCAAGUAAUUCUACACCAAGCAGCUAAUCUAGCUCAAGAAGCAAAAUCUAGUCAUCAAUACACAGACAUUCAGAAAUUCACGUUAAAGUGCAUGAUUUGUGACGUAAAGCUUAGUGGCUCUGAAGCUGCGCAGAAACAUGCCAAAGAAACUGGUCACCAAAGUUUUGGCGAAGUGGUUGCUUAACGAUUUUAACGAUAGCACGGGAAUAUAAGCGGGUUUGAUUUAAAUUGUACAAUAUCUCGUUCUGAAAAAGUAGAUAAAGGGACGCUACUCUAUUAUUUCAACGGUGAUCAAAUUAAAAGAACACGAUCUUUGUACAUACCAUAAAGUGGGAUAGUCUGGAGUGACGAAAUUAAUUGUUAUAUUGGGGAAGAAAUAUAAAGAUGAGAUAUGUUGAUAUACAUGAGGCCAUAUAUACAUAUAUAUUUUAAAUUACGUUGUAAGAGGCCCUUCGACAUAGGUCUAUAAAUCUCACUUUAGUGUACAACUCUCUUCAAAUGAUAUUACUAAAAAUUAAUUUUAAAAAGACUACAUAAUAAAUUUUGCAAUAAAAUUAAAAAAAAAUGUUCAUAUAUUCAUACACUCUAUUGUAUCAUACGGAAUUGAAUUUAUCGAGCGCAGUAAUAAACUUGAUUCAAAAGUCAAAAGAUAUCUUUUUUUUCUAGAAAUUUGGUCAUCAAACGAUGAAGCACGGUUAAAUCUGCGUGCCAAUGUGUACCUUGAGCAAAUCGAUUAAGCAAAUAAUGUAGCAGUUCGAUGUACGAAAAAAAAAACGAAACAAAGUACUGAACUCAUUGCGAAAAGAUUUUCUUCUUCUCAAGUGCUUCCCGAAAAAAAA